AUGACAGCAGUUGACGAUGGUUCCCAUGAAUCAGUCAUACAAACUCCUAAUGGCGACCUCGAGAGCUACGAUCCCCUCCUUUCCAAUUCCUCAGUCGAGGACACCUCUACCUUGACGCGCGAUGAGGCCCCGCCCUCCAAUGAGGCUCGCCCUCCUUACGAGCGACAGUCUUCAUUAUACCACCCUCGCCCCGACGGCACACCCAGAACUCCCAACCGGGUACGGUUCGAUCUCGAUGACCAUGCUUCUGCCAAUGAACAUGAGCGAGAAGAAUCCUUGGACGAGGAGGAUUUCCUCCACUCGCCCGGUCAACAGGCGCCUCUCUUAACCGACAUCACACCGCCGGCGGACUCGCCCUUUCGAUCGGAAGCUUUCCAACCAGAAGAAUAUCUGCCAGAUGCCAGGCCUAAGAGUGGAAUGCCCAGUGCUUUCAUGAACAUGGCCAACUCUAUUAUCGGAGCGGGCAUCAUUGGGCAACCCUACGCGUUCCGCCAGGCAGGCUUGACAAUGGGGAUUUUGCUGCUUGUUGCCCUUACGGUCACAGUGGAUUGGACAAUCCGGUUGAUUGUGAUUAACAGCAAAUUGUCUGGGGCGGACUCAUUCCAAGCAACCAUGCAACAUUGCUUCGGGAAGAGCGGACUGGUUGCGAUUUCCGUGGCGCAGUGGGCAUUUGCCUUUGGUGGAAUGAUCGCUUUCUGCAUCAUUGUGGGAGAUACCAUUCCCCAUGUGCUUGAAGCAUUGUUUCCCGGGCUCAGUCAAGUUCCGUUCCUCUGGCUCCUCACUGACCGAAGGGCGGUUAUUGUACUCUUCAUCCUGGGCAUCAGUUGGCCCUUGAGCUUGUACAGGGACAUUGCCAAGCUCUCCAAGGCCUCGACGCUGGCAUUGAUCAGCAUGUUCAUUAUCAUUCUGACGGUGGUCACCCAAGGAGCCAUCGUGGACCCGGAGCUUCGAGGAAGUCUCAAAGGUCUUCUGUUCGUCAACGACGGCUUCUUUCAGGCAGUUGGGGUGAUAUCAUUUGCGUUCGUCUGCCACCACAACUCCUUACUGAUCUACGGUUCUUUGAAAACACCCACGUUGGAUCGUUUCUCGGCCGUUACGCAUUACAGCACCUUCAUCUCGCUAGUUGCGUGUCUCAUUAUGGCGGUCGUGGGGUUCCUCACGUUUGGCGACAAAACCAAGGGAAAUGUACUCAACAAUUUCCCUCCGCAAGGCCAUCUUAUGGUCCAAGUUGCCCGACUAUGUUUUGGGCUGAAUAUGCUGACCACGCUGCCUCUGGAAUGUUUCGUCUGUCGAGAGGUGAUGAACAACUACUGGUUUCCAGAGGAGCCAUAUCAACCCAACAGGCAUUUGAUAUUCAGCAGCGCUCUUGUUGUUUCGGCCAUGGGCAUCAGCCUGAUCACCUGCGACCUUGGGGCGGUGUUUGAACUGAUCGGCGCCACCAGUGCUUGUGCACUUGCAUACAUCCUUCCUCCGCUGUGCUAUAUCAAAUUAAGCACCCGGAGUUGGAAGACCAUACCUGCAGUGGCUUGUAUUAUAUUUGGCUUUGCUGUCAUGACGGUCAGUUUGGUGCUGGCCACGAAGAAAAUGAUUAGAAAUGAAGGCGAACCCCAUCAGUGCUGA
Messenger RNA from Exophiala dermatitidis NIH/UT8656, 1620 nucleotides. RefSeq lists its product as uncharacterized. Bases 1 to 1620 code for a protein of 539 amino acids. The record is from RefSeq and is a predicted model, not a curated record. Gene Ontology annotation, biological process: amino acid transmembrane transport. Gene Ontology annotation, cellular component: endoplasmic reticulum. The transcript is spliced from 4 exons. Gene Ontology annotation, molecular function: amino acid transmembrane transporter activity. NCBI's taxonomy places the organism in Eukaryota, Fungi, Ascomycota, Eurotiomycetes, Chaetothyriales, Herpotrichiellaceae.